Messenger RNA from Cygnus olor (mute swan), 4621 nucleotides. RefSeq names its product methylenetetrahydrofolate dehydrogenase (NADP+ dependent) 1 like (gene MTHFD1L). Gene Ontology annotation, cellular component: mitochondrion; cytosol. The transcript is spliced from 28 exons. The record is from RefSeq and is a predicted model, not a curated record. Bases 724 to 3015 code for a protein of 763 amino acids. Gene Ontology annotation, molecular function: formate-tetrahydrofolate ligase activity; methylenetetrahydrofolate dehydrogenase (NADP+) activity; ATP binding. NCBI's taxonomy places the organism in Eukaryota, Metazoa, Chordata, Aves, Anseriformes, Anatidae. Gene Ontology annotation, biological process: tetrahydrofolate interconversion.
UCUGAACAGCAUCCAGAAAGCAGCAGAUUUACCGCUGGUGAUGCCUGGGGAGCUGUAGCAACCCGAGGUGCAAAGGAGCCUCAGCGCUGAAGCUCUGCUUCCUUCUCGGGCCGUGGACCCACCUGGCCCCGGGGUGGUGGUUUGGUGGCAUCUCCCUGCCGUGGGGCCAGGCAAGCCUUCUCACGAAGCAGUGACACAGCAUGGCUAUAAAGGUUGGGGCAUGUUGGAGCACUGAUGCACGCAGCUGUAAAACAAAGGCAUCCCGGGCUGUUCAGGUUUUCUCUACCUGGCUGCUAAACACCACCCUUCGCAGCGUACAAGUCAUUUUGCAAGAUCACUGAGAAUGCAAGAAAAUCCUUGGCCUCUCUUAAGAGAGAAAACCCUCGGCUUGAGCCAACGCUUGCCAUCAUCCAGGCACGUAAUGAUCCUUUGGUUCAAGAAAUAAACAAGAACUUUGCUGAGGAGGUUGGUCUACGUGUUGUUCACAUCUGUCUCCCUGAAGGCAGCGGCAAAGAUGAGAUUGUCAAUGAAAUCUUGAGGCUUAAUGAGGAUCCUAAUGUGCAGGGCCUUGCCCUUGACCUCCCAGAAAGCUCAUAUAUCAGCAAGGUAUUAAAUGCUGUGAAACCUGAGAAGGAUGUGGAUGGAUUAUCUGAUGUAAACCUGGGACGUUUGGUACGUGGAGAUGCCUAUGACUGCUUAGUUUCUCCUACUGCUUGUGCUGUGAUGGAGCUUCUUGAAGACUUAAAUGGGAAGAUGGUGCUGCUGGUGGGCGCUGACGGGGCCCUGGGGGCCUCCUUGCACUGCCUGCUGCAGAGGAGGGGAGCCACCACCACCAGCUGCCAGUGGAAGUCCCGUGAGCUACAGAACAAGCUUCAUCAUGCGGAUGUGGUGGUAGUUGGCAGUACAAAACCUGAUGAUGUUCCUGUGAGCUGGAUAAAGCCUGGAACCACCAUCAUCAACUGUUCUCGUGACUUGCUGUCAGGGAAACACAACUGUGAUCAGCAAAACAACCAUGCUGCUGAAAAAGCGGUUUGUUCUCUCGCAGUAGCAAUGCGAAUGCAGAACAUGGUAAAAAACAUAGAGCGAUGGAUCCAGUCCCAGCAGUUCAGGAAGUGGGACCUCCGCUGCUUGAAGCUUCAACCUCUCUCACCAGUGCCCAGUGAUAUUGAGAUUUCCCGAGCGCAGAGUCCAAAAGCUGUCGAUGUACUUGCCAAGGAGAUAGGAUUGCUUACAGACGAAAUUGAAAUCUAUGGCCAAACCAAAGCCAAAGUACGUUUGUCCCUGCUGGAAAGGUUAAAGGAUCAACCAGAUGGAAAAUAUGUUCUAGUUGCUGGAAUAACCCCUACACCCUUAGGAGAAGGGAAGAGCACAGUCACAAUUGGUCUUGUUCAGGCUCUUACUGCACACCUUAACAUUAACUCCUUUGCUUGUCUGAGACAACCUUCCCAAGGACCUACUUUUGGAGUUAAAGGUGGAGCAGCUGGUGGUGGAUAUGCUCAAGUGAUUCCCAUGGAGGAGUUCAAUCUUCAUUUGACUGGAGAUAUUCAUGCUAUAACGGCUGCGAAUAAUUUGCUAGCUGCUGCUAUUGAUGCUAGGAUCUUGCAUGAGAGCACUCAAUCUGAUAAGGCUUUGUAUAAUAGACUGGUUCCAGUAGUUAAUGGUGUGAGAGGAUUUUCUCCUAUUCAGUUUGCCCGUCUGAGAAGGCUGGGAAUAAACAAGAUUGAUCCUGGGACUUUAACUGAAGAAGAGAUCAGUAAAUUUGUGCGUCUUGAUAUUGACCCAUCUACCAUAACGUGGCAAAGAGUGGUGGAUACAAAUGAUAGAUUCCUACGCAAAAUAACGGUUGGCCAGGCGAAUACAGAAAAAGGAUUUGUCCGUCAGGCUCAGUUUGAUAUUGCUGUUGCAAGUGAAAUUAUGGCAAUCCUGGCACUCACCAACAGCCUGGAAGAUAUGAAGGAGAGGCUGGGGAAAAUGGUGGUGGCUAAUGACAAGAAAGGAGAACCAGUAACAGCAGAGGAUCUGGGAGUAACAGGUGCUUUGGCAGUUUUGAUGAAAGAUGCAAUUAAGCCAACACUAAUGCAAACAUUAGAGGGAACACCGGUAUUUGUUCACGCUGGACCUUUUGCUAACAUUGCACAUGGAAAUUCUUCUGUUUUGGCAGAUAAAAUUGCCCUUAAACUAGUUGGGGAAAAAGGAUUUGUUGUGACUGAAGCUGGCUUUGGCGCUGACAUUGGGAUGGAGAAAUUCUUCAACAUCAAAUGCAGAGCCUCUGGCUUGGUUCCCAGUGUGGUUGUACUUGUUGCUACAGUGAGGGCUUUGAAGAUGCAUGGAGGUGGGCCAAAUGUAACUGCUGGUGCACCCCUGAAGAAGGAAUACACAGAAGAGAACCUCCAGCUGGUAGCUGAUGGCUGCUGUAAUCUACAGAAACAGAUUCAAAUUACUCAGCUCUUUGGAGUUCCUGUUGUGGUUGCUCUAAAUGUCUUCAAAACUGACUCUCCUGCUGAGGUUGAUCUGGUGUGUGAGAUUGCAAAGCAGUCUGGAGCUUUUGAUGCUGUACCCUGCAAUCACUGGUCGGAUGGUGGUAGAGGAGCAGUAAAACUAGCUCAAGCUGUGCAAAAGGCAGCCAAUCAGAAAAACAGUUUCAAAUAUCUCUACAGCUUGGAGCUUCCUAUUGUUGAAAAAAUAAGGAUCAUUGCUCAGAAAGUGUAUGGAGCUCAAGAUAUAGAAUUGUCUCCUGCUGCACAGUCACAAAUUGAUCGUUACACCCGGCAGGGAUUUGGAGAUCUUCCCAUCUGCAUGGCAAAAACUCACCUAUCCCUCUCCCAUCAGCCUGAGAGGAAGGGUGUUCCCACUGGUUUCAUUUUGCCGAUUAGUGAUGUGCGAGCCAGUAUUGGAGCUGGAUUCAUCUACCCUCUGGUAGGAAUGAUGAGCACCAUGCCAGGACUGCCCACGAGGCCGUGCUUCUAUGACAUUGACCUCGACCCCGUCACAGAGCAAGUGAAGGGAUUAUUUUGAGACUGCAGUCAAACUUCAGAAGCCUGGAAAUUAAGAGCUGCAGCUUUUCUAUUUCCUGCAAACAGGAGACAAAAAUGAAUUUGAAGUAUUCCUGUUAUGUGUCUCUGGAGGAAUGUCAAGAUAGACCAAAGAGCAAAAGUUUACUCUUUCUUCAAACUAGUUUUUUAUGAUGAAAUAUAGCUGUGAGGUUAAAAAAAAAAAAAAAAAAAGGAAAAGAAAUGACAAGCUAAAUGUUUCUCACUGUAGUGCAGAAAGCUCUCUGCAGGGUCUUAUACUUGUUUGUGGAUAAACUGACAUUGAAAAAAAGUGGAAUUUUUGCCUUUAGAGUUUUCAUCUUUUCUCAAAGGAGUUAACAGAACUAUUUCCCUUAUCCUUGGCCAUCUAAAAACUUACGCAAACAUGAUUAUGCUGUGUGAUUGAGCUGUUUCUCUCAAAAAAAUACGCUUUGGCUCCUGGCAUUCAGGAGCUGAAACUAUACACAGAUUAACUGCACAUUUUUGAGUUAUCAUCAAGUGUUGCUCUGGAUGCAUUUGGGCAACAGCCAAGCUUCAAGCAAGGAAGAUAUUAAGUAGAGAAAGAACAGAGCAUGUAUUUUGUGAAGCGUUUCUAAUAUAUAAUUAGUUUCCUUGGUGGGCAAAUAUCUUCUGAAACACUUCAGCCAGAGCUGUCUCAUAUCCAUAGGUCUCUGUGUAUCCGAAGCAUAUGUUAGAGGCUGUCCAGCUGACGAUGUGCUUGUUGUGGUGGAGCUGGUUGUUCAGAGAGGGCAUUGCUCCAUCAGAAGCCCUGUUAUGCUCCAGUUCCUGGCUAAUGAAGCCUCCUGCUGUGCUGGCUCCAGACCUAGAGGCUCUGUGCCCUGUCCCUGGCAGCGUACGACGCCCGGGAAUGAGAGAAGAAUGCCCAUCACACGAGGAUGCGACAGGGCAGGACUUUGCUGUGCAGUUUUGAGCCGCCUUGUACAGCUGGAAUGUGUUUUAUAUUUGAAGUGGCUACUCAAACAAGUCAAAUCCUCAGCAGUGUGCGUUAAUUUACCUCUCUAACUUAUCUUUUCCAGUUUCCCAAAUCUGCAGCAAAACGUGCCUUAAGCUUUGGAUACUGCGUUUAGCUUUCCAAGCUGCUGCUCCUCAGGAAACUCUCACUGACAGACUGUUGGUUCCCUCAAUAACAAAAAAUGCGGCAGAACAAUAGGUUUAAUCGAGACAAUAGGCCAUUGGUUUUUUUAAGGUAAAAAGCAGCGAAAUAAUGAUGAGGGAGUUUAUUUUCCUGGUGACGUUUUCCAUCCUGUUGCUUUGCUCCGCUUACGCACAUCUGUAUGUUAUGGGCCGAUACAAUGCCGUUUGGGUUCCCUUUUGCACAGCCACCUUUGGAGCCUGAGUUGCAGCACAGUUCCUGAGAUAAUUGAGGGGUUUGUUUGGGUUUUUAAAAUCAUGCUUGGUUAUUUAUAAACCCCAAACUGUAAUUAUGGACCAAAGAACAAACUGGGGGCAAUUAAAGUAAUUAUCUGUACCUUCCCUGGAGUAGCACGGAAAUGUCUGCUGACUGCAUUUCAGAACGGCUCUAUUCAUAGCAUUGUCUCCCAGCACCGGGGGGAUCGCAGUGAUGGUAAACA